AUGGCCAUUCACCUGGUGAUGUUCACACCCGACGUUGGUCCUACUCCAUCAUCACUUUGGUCUCCCUCGCUGUUCGAUGCAACGUUCGGCUCUAGUUCAAACACGGUUUUGUCCCUUUGGUCGAAACCCCCUAAACCAGAUCACCGCCACCGAACGCAAUUUGGGCAUUCUGUUUUUGUUGCCCUAGCAAAUCUUCGUAAAAUCCUCGAUGAACACCGUCGUAUGGUUGCCUGUGAGCUUCCUGAAAUCAACGAACACGCUCUUGAUUGUUCGAAUCAAGAUCUGUGCUCCGCGGAUUGGUGGCAGGCGUGGUGGAAUGGAAUGGGUCGAUUUCUACUCGAUGGUCGAUAUCCCAUGCCGUAUAAAGAGGCCGCUCAGCGUUUUCAGAGAAACCCAUUUGAGCAACUCAUCGAGGACACAGCGGAGCGUUUGGAGAAGGAACUAAUCAUCGAACCGUUAUCAUCAGAAAACGAGUUCAUGUCAACUGACGAAUAA
Serpula lacrymans var. lacrymans S7.9 is the source of this 495-nucleotide messenger RNA. RefSeq lists its product as uncharacterized. Bases 1 to 495 code for a protein of 164 amino acids. The transcript is spliced from 2 exons. The record is from RefSeq and is a predicted model, not a curated record. Lineage: Eukaryota; Fungi; Basidiomycota; Agaricomycetes; Boletales; Serpulaceae.